Molecule: messenger RNA, 744 nt
Organism: Pieris macdunnoughi
Lineage: Eukaryota; Metazoa; Arthropoda; Insecta; Lepidoptera; Pieridae
Source: the annotation of a GenBank genome assembly
AUGGGAAAAGGAUUCAAUAACUACAUGUGUAAAAAGUUUUUCCAUCCAGCCUCUCGUGACAACUUAAAGAGAGUAUGGAUGGCUGAACAAAAAACUGAUGCAUACAAGAAAAAACAAGAAGAGUUACGGGUCCAAUAUGAAAAAGAGCAAGAAUUACAUGAAAAUAAGGCCUUACUGAGCAAGGAUAGUAAAGACAAGCUAAGCUUAAAUUUUAUGUAUGAACCUCCUCCAGGGGUGAAAAAAGAGAGGGAACGUGAAGACAAUGAACCAGAAUAUAAGUUUGAGUGGCAACGGAAAUAUAAUGCUCCUAGAGAAAGCUACUGCAAAGGCGAUAAUGAAAUUCGAGACCAACCAUUUGGUAUCCUUGUCAGAAAUGUGCGCUGUAUCAAGUGCCAUAAAUGGGGACAUAUUAACACAGAUAAAGAGUGUACUAUGUAUUCAUUGUCUAUGAGUGAAGCAAGAGCAUUGCAAGCUUCUGCAUCAGUUCCUCAAGAGGAAGAGGAAAAGCCAGAUGUCCCAACAUUAAUGCAGCAAAUGAGAGAUAAUGGUUUGGUCAUGAAACCUGGUGCCUUGCCACUUGCUGCUACCAAAGUAGAGGAAGGUGAAUCUUCCACCCUCACAGAAACCGAUCUCAUAAGUCAACUGACUAAGAAACAAAAGAAAAAAUUGUUAAAGAAAUUGGAAAAACUUGAAAGAAAAAAGGAUGACAAAAAGAAAGACAAAAAGAACAAGUCUAAACAUUAA